Molecule: messenger RNA, 3004 nt
Organism: Leptopilina heterotoma
Lineage: Eukaryota; Metazoa; Arthropoda; Insecta; Hymenoptera; Figitidae
Gene: Psa
Product: puromycin-sensitive aminopeptidase-like
Exons: 4
Coding region: 224-2917 (897 amino acids)
Biological process (GO): proteolysis; peptide catabolic process
Cellular component (GO): cytoplasm
Molecular function (GO): metalloaminopeptidase activity; peptide binding; zinc ion binding
Source: RefSeq, a predicted model, not a curated record
UAUUAUACCAUUGAAAAUAAAAUCCUUCACCACCCACACACACACACACACAAAAUUAACUGAUUGCGUGUGAGUGAUUUACUAUUGGAAAAUCUUUCUAAAAUAAGUUUUAUAAAAAUUGGUUGAGAAUCCCUUUGCACAUAGCCUCCUCAUAAUACAUAGUAUAGUAUAGUGUGAGAGAAAGUUGAAAACACAAACUCUAUUCAGAAUAAAAGUCUUGAAAAUGUCUGCCAAGAAGAAAGCCUUUAAAAAGUUACCUACAGAUAUUUGUCCAUUUCAUUAUGAAAUAUGUUUAAAACCCGACUUGAACAAAUUUAUUUGUGAAGGAGAAGAAAAUAUACAUGUUGAUAUAAAUACUUCAACAAAUGUUGUAACUUUAAAUUCGGCUGAUUUAGAGUUUCAGUCAAUUAAUUUUCAUACACAUGAAGAUUUAUUGAUAUCAUCAAAGAAUAUAUCAAUUAAUAAUGAAGAAGAAACAGUUACAAUUGAAUUUGAUGAAAAGCUUCCACCAGGUCGCUCAGGUUAUAUACGUUUAAUAUUUCAAGGAAAAAUUAAUGACAAUAUGAAAGGAUUAUAUAGAAGUAAAUAUACAGGUUUGGAUGUUGUCGGUGAUAGCAGUUAUAGCAAAUAUGCAGCAGUUACACAAUUUGAAUCAUCAGAUGCUAGACGUUGCUUUCCAUGUUGGGAUGAACCGGCAUAUAAAUGUACUUUUGAUGUAAUAUUACAAGAAGUACCUGUUGGUCUUGUAGCUCUAUCAAAUAUGCCCAUCAAGACUAUUACUAGAAAUUCUUCAUUAGAGAACAACAAAAUUGUAUUUGAAACAACUCCAAAAAUGUCUACGUAUCUUGUAGCUUUUGUCAUUGGAGAAUUUGAUUAUUUAGAAGAUGUAACUAGUGACGGAGUUUUGAUACGAGUAUAUACUCCAAUAGGAAAAAAAAAGCAAGGACAAUUUGCACUUCAAGUAGCAACAAAAGUUUUGCCUUAUUACCAUAAUUACUUUGAAAUAUCGUAUCCCCUCCCAAAAAUGGAUUUAAUAGCUAUAGCAGAUUUUUCAUCUGGUGCCAUGGAAAAUUGGGGUCUAGUAACAUAUAGAGAGACAUGUUUAUUAGUAGAUUCACAAAAUACAUCAACCGUCCGAAAACAAUGGAUAGCGUUAACAGUAGGUCAUGAAUUGGCUCACCAAUGGUUUGGUAACCUUGUAACAAUGGAAUGGUGGGAUGAUUUAUGGUUAAAUGAAGGUUAUGCAUCCUUUGUAGAAUUUCUAUGCGUUGCAUAUCUUUUCCCUGAAUAUGAUAUCUGGACUCAAUUUGUAACAGAUGUUCAUAUUCAAGCUUUAGAAUUGGACGCUUUAAGAAACAGUCAUCCAAUUCAAGUUCCAGUUGGGCAUCCUUCAGAAAUUGAUGAAAUAUUUGAUGAUAUUUCUUAUUGUAAAGGUGCGAGCGUUAUUAGAAUGUUACAUUCGUAUAUUGGCGAUGAAGAUUUUAGAAAGGGUAUGAAAUUGUACUUGACCAGAUAUUCCUAUGCUAAUGCAAAAACAGAUGAUUUAUGGACUGCUUUAGAAGAAGUGGCCAAGAAACCAGUACGCUCUGUUAUGUCAACGUGGACGAAACAACAAGGUUUUCCUUUAGUUCAAGUUGAACAACGACGACAACAACAACAACAGCAAAGUGGUGGUGGUGCGGAAAAUGAUGAAUCAAAUAAUGUUUUACUUACAUUCCAACAAAAGCGAUUCCUUCCUGAUGUUGUUAAUAAUUUGGUAGAGACAAAAUGUAAAGAGAAAUGGAUUAUUCCAUUAAGAAUAAGUGUUGCUCAGAAUCCUGAAAAAAUUUUAUUUGAUGAUUUAUUAUUGAGUAAAGAAGAAGAAACACUAGAAAUUGUAAUUAAAGAUGUGCCAAAAGACUCGUGGAUUAAAAUUAAUUCAGGAACAAUAGGUUUUUAUAGAACAAUGUAUAGUACUGACAUGCUUCAACUUUUCGAACCAGCAAUAAAAAAUCGUACAUUAUUACCUCUUGAUAGAUUAGGUCUUUUGGACGAUUUAUUUGCUAUUGCACAAGCCGGUCAUUCAUCUACAAUUGAUGUACUGAAACUGAUGCAAGCUUUUCAAUUCGAAGAUGACUAUACUGUCUGGUGUACAAUUUUAAAUUGCUUAAAUAAAAUUGGCCAAUUAAUUUCGCAUUUAAAUCAUCUUGAUAAUGCAUUCAAGGUUUUUGGUUGUUCCUUAUUAAGAAAUAUUGGCGAAAAAUUGGGAUGGGAAGCAAAAAGUAAUGAAAGUCAUUUAGAUACAUUAUUGAGGCCUCGUAUAUUAGGAAAAUUAGUUUUCUUAGAAGAUGAGGAAAUAAUUCGUGAAGCAAAAAGACGAUUUACAUUACACAUUAAAAAUGAAACGAUACUAGCAGCAGAUUUACGCAGCCUUGUAUAUAGAGCAGUUUUAUCAUCAACAUCCGUAGAUGAUGUUGAAAAUUUUGAAACAAUGCUUAGAUUAUAUAGAGAGUGUGAUUUACACGAAGAAAAAGAUAGAAUUCUAAGUUCUCUUGGAGCUGUUGGAGAUGUCAAGUUGUUGGCUAGAGUCUUGCAAUUCUCUAUGAGUGAUCAAGUUCGUGCUCAAGAUUCAGUAUUUGGAAUUACUUCAGUGGCAAUGAUGAGAUACCAAGGUCGGCUUCUGGCAUGGGAGUUUUUGAAAGAAAAAUGGGAUAUAUUAUUGGAUCGGUAUAAAAGUGGAUUUUUGCUAACACGCUUAGUAAAAUGUAUUACAGAAAAUUUUGUAACUAAUGAAAAAGCACAAGAAAUUGAAGAGUUUUUUAAAAAUCAAUCUAUAGUUGAACGAACUGUUCAACAAAGUGUUGAAACUAUCAGACUAAAUGUUGCAUGGUUAAAUCGCGAUAAGGACAAAAUACAAGAAUUUCUUUUAAAACCAUGAAAUGUGAAGAAACACACAUGUUUUGUAAAGUUGGAUUGCGAAUAAUAUAUAAAUAAUAAAAGUUGGCUCAUAAUUUUUAAAAUAAAA